Staurois parvus is the source of this 325-nucleotide messenger RNA. The record is from the annotation of a GenBank genome assembly. NCBI's taxonomy places the organism in Eukaryota, Metazoa, Chordata, Amphibia, Anura, Ranidae.
CAUCAGGGCACUGAUAAUCAGUGCCCUGAUGAUCAGUGCCCAGAAGUGCCACCCACCAGCUCUGCCCACUUGUGCCCAGCAGUGCACCCACCUGUGCCCAGCAGUGCCUACCAGUGCCACACACCUGUGCCCACCAGUGCCACCCAGCAGUGCCACCCACCUGUGCCCACCAGUGCCACCCACCAGUGCCCAUUAGUGCAGCCCAGCAGUGCUGCCAGUCAGUGCUACCAGUCAUCAGUGCCCCAGUGCCGCCAGUCAAUACCUAGUCAGUGCCACCUAUCAGUGUUGUCUAUCAGUACCCAUCAGCAGUGCCGCCUAUCAGUGC